AUGGACGUUUUCUACUACGUUGUGUUUGGGGUUCUGGGCCUCGUCGUCGCGGCAUUGGAGCUUAGCAAGAACAAUAAGGAUCGGAUCAACACUUCUUCAGCUUUUAAUUCUUUCAAGAACAACUAUCUCGUCGUGUAUUCGCUCAUGAUGGCGGGUGACUGGUUGCAGGGUCCAUAUGUGUACUAUCUUUAUAGUACUUAUGGAUUUAGUAAAGGGGAGAUUGGACAGCUUUUCAUUGCUGGUUUUGGUUCCUCUAUGUUGUUUGGUACAAUCGUUGGAUCUCUAGCCGACAAACAGGGUCGUAAGAGGGCAUGUGUUACGUAUUGUAUUACGUACAUAUUGAGCUGCAUCACCAAGCAUUCUCCUCAAUAUAAGGUUUUGAUGGUAGGCCGUGUGUUGGGAGGUAUCGCUACUUCCCUUCUCUUUUCAUCAUUUGAAUCAUGGCUAGUUGCCGAGCACAAUAAGAGGAGCUUUGAGCAACAAUGGCUGUCUGUUACAUUUUCAAAGGCGGUAUUUUUUGGAAAUGGUCUUGUAGCAAUUAUCGCUGGAUUGUUUGGGAACUUGCUAGUGCAUUCCUUCUCUCUUGGGCCUGUUGCGCCAUUUGACGCUGCUGCAUGCUUUCUUGCUAUUGGAAUGGCUGUCAUUCUAUCAUCAUGGACAGAAAACUAUGGAGAUCCUUCGGACAACAAGGACUUGAUUACCCAGUUCAGAGGUGCUGCAGUGGCCAUUGCCUCUGAUGAAAAGAUUGCACUGUUGGGUGCCAUCCAGUCGCUUUUUGAAGGAUCUAUGUAUACUUUUGUAUUCCUCUGGACUCCUGCUCUUAGCCCGAACGAUGAGGAGAUUCCCCAUGGUUUCAUCUUUGCAACAUUUAUGCUGGCUUCGAUGCUUGGUAGUUCCCUUGCAUCUCGUCUGUUGGCUCGCUCAUCUCCCAAAGUAGAGAGCUACAUGCAGAUCGUCUUCCUGAUUUCUGCUGCUUCACUAUUACUUCCAAUAUUAAUGGCUUCAUUCAUCGCACCUUCCAAGGUAAAAGGUGGAGGAAUCUCUUUCUCAGGUUGCUUUCAGCUCCUUGGGUUCUGUAUAUUUGAGGCGUGUGUAGGAUUGUUUUGGCCAUCCAUAAUGAAGAUGAGAUCCCAAUACAUCCCUGAAGAAGCCAGAAGCACAAUCAUGAACUUUUUCCGCAUUCCUCUGAAUAUCUUUGUCUGCGUUGUCUUGUACAAUGUGAAUGCAUUCCCUAUCACGGUCAUGUUUGGAAUGUGCUCGAUCUUCCUCUUUGUUGCAAGUCUCCUGCAAAGGCGGCUAAUGAUGAUUGUUGACAAGCCAAAGACAAAUGAUUGGACACCUCUUAAUGAAAGAAACACAGAAGAAGAUCCCCUCAACAUUUGA
Messenger RNA from Arabis nemorensis, 1383 nucleotides. The record is from the annotation of a GenBank genome assembly. Lineage: Eukaryota; Viridiplantae; Streptophyta; Magnoliopsida; Brassicales; Brassicaceae.